Fusarium musae is the source of this 645-nucleotide messenger RNA. RefSeq lists its product as uncharacterized. The transcript is spliced from 4 exons. The record is from RefSeq and is a predicted model, not a curated record. The coding region runs from base 1 to 645 and encodes 214 amino acids. Lineage: Eukaryota; Fungi; Ascomycota; Sordariomycetes; Hypocreales; Nectriaceae.
AUGGCCAACGACAGGAGUCAACAGCCUCAAAUGGUGUUUGUACGCCAACGGCAGUCCUCUCGCGGUUUGUUUUCUCCCGAGGUUGUUGACCUCGUGGUACCUCCAUUGAAAUUCGGUGGUUACGCCGGGACCGCGGGUGUUUUGGCAGGUGUCGGAGGCUCAAUUUUCCAAGAGGCAAAUCCCAUAAUUUGGGGAGCAGUUUCUGGAUUUCAAUGGUUUACAUUAGGAACAAGCUUCUGGUUCACCAGGAGUAUUGUUGUAAAGGCAUGGGGCGGUGAAGAAAGACUCAGGAAUGGCGACAAGACAAUUGCCAGCGCAAUAGCUGGCACAGCAGCUGGUUCGGUGGGUGGCUUGAUCAGAGGGCCGAAAAACAUUCUUCCCGCGAUGCUCGUCUUCACAACACUGGGAGCCGGUGGUCAAAUGAUUGCGAACCGAAUGGCAACUCGAAAGCCAAAAGUUCACGAUGAGAAAGAAUCGUUCUGGAGCCGAUUAUCUCCCCUUAAGAAGCUUACGGAUCAGGAGUAUAGAGAUAUGAUGUCAGAAAAGAUGCUGAGGAUAGACGCUGAUAUUGCACUUAUUGAUGAUCGCAUCGCUGAACUAAAAAAGCAGGCUGAAGAUGAAGAACUGAAAGGCUCGUCAACAUAA